CAGCAACAAAUCAAAUGAACCCUAAACCUCUGUAAGCCGUCCCAUUUUUUCCCCUUUAACCUAAGCUGAUUUCAAGCCCAGAAGGAUAGGAUUACAACUGUUGAGGUUUGUUCUGGGAAUUUCUCUGAGCUGUACGAACCCUAAUUGUGGGAAAAAUGUCAUCAUCAGUUAUAGGUCGCUGCCAUUUCGGCGUUGAAGCUGCCGGAACAAAGAGCAGGAGAACUGCAGUAUGGAGGUCACCAAGAGCAGCUGUAAUUCCAAGUUUCCACCUCCCAAUGCGUAGUUAUGAAGUUAAAAAUAGGACAUUUGCCGAGGAUAUAAAAGCACUUCGGUUGAUUACUGCAAUCAAAACCCCAUAUCUACCAGAUGGAAGAUUCGAUCUUGAGGCAUAUGAUGCCUUGGUAAAUUUGCAAAUUGAAAAUGGCGCUGAGGGUGUGAUUGUUGGUGGCACUACAGGUGAAGGUCAAUUGAUGAGCUGGGAUGAACACAUCAUGCUCAUUGGUCACACAGUGAACUGUUUUGGAGGAUCAAUCAAAGUCAUUGGGAACACAGGAAGUAACUCCACGAGGGAAGCAAUCCAUGCGACAGAACAGGGAUUUGCUGUAGGUAUGCAUGCAGCUCUUCACAUUAAUCCCUACUAUGGGAAGACCUCCAUAGAGGGUAUGAUUUCUCACUUUGAAAGUGUGCUCCCUAUGGGCCCUACUAUCAUUUAUAAUGUGCCAUCACGAACUGGUCAAGACAUUCCUCCACGUGUAAUUCAGAUAUUAGCAGAGAGCCCUAAUCUUGCCGGUGUCAAAGAGUGUGUUGGAAAUGAUAGAGUGAAGCAGUAUACAAGUAAUGGUUUGGUAGUGUGGAGUGGGAAUGAUGAUGAAUGCCACGACUCAAGGUGGGAUCAUGGCGCUGCAGGAGUUAUUUCUGUUACCAGCAACUUGGUUCCUGGUCUGAUGCGUGAACUAAUGUUUGGAGGAAAGAACCCUGCUUUGAACUCAAAGGUAAUGCCAUUGGUUGAAUGGUUGUUUCAUGAACCAAACCCCAUUCCUCUAAAUACAGCUUUAGCUCAACUCGGAGUUGUGAGGCCUGUCUUCCGCCUUCCAUAUGUUCCACUUACAAGGGCAAAGAGAGAGGUGUUUGUGAAGAUUGUCAAGGAAAUCGGACGGGAAAACUUUAUAGGGGAAAGAGAUGUCCAAGUUUUGGAUGAUGAUGAUUUUGUUUUGCUUGGUAGGUAUUAGCUUUUUCCCAUUUGGUGUUGAGAAGUAAGUUUUUGUUGUUAGCUGCUUAAUUUGAAAAUUUCUUAACAUGAAGAAUUAUAUCUUCUUUUAUGUUCUUUUUUGUAACCGUGCAUUUUUCUUGUUUGCUCUUCUCUUCUAGGAGGCAUGUACAUUGUAGAUGUUAGUUUAUGGUUCUAAACUAAAGAUAUGCAUAAUGUAUCAAAAUGCUUUUUGAA
Solanum stenotomum is the source of this 1444-nucleotide messenger RNA. RefSeq names its product 4-hydroxy-tetrahydrodipicolinate synthase, chloroplastic. Lineage: Eukaryota; Viridiplantae; Streptophyta; Magnoliopsida; Solanales; Solanaceae. The record is from RefSeq and is a predicted model, not a curated record. The transcript is spliced from 4 exons. Bases 156 to 1229 code for a protein of 357 amino acids. Gene Ontology annotation, molecular function: 4-hydroxy-tetrahydrodipicolinate synthase activity.